AUGGCGGAUUCGCCUCCCCCUUCCCAGCAUCCGCUGUGCAGUGACCAUGAGAAGCUUGCCUUGUUGCGGUUCAAGCAAAGCUUUGCGAUUGAAAUUUCUGAUUCUUGUGACUUCUCGAGAGUAGAAUCAUGGGGCUCAGAGGACGAGAGCGGAGAUUGCUGCUCGUGGGGCGGGAUCCGCUGCGACAAGGAUGCCGACCAUGUGGUCGGCCUUGAUCUCAGUUACAGUUGCCUCCAUGGUUCUCCCAGUCCAAACAGCACUCUCUUCAGCCUUGUGCACCUCCAAGAACUUAGUCUAGCCAAGAACCACUUCAAUUUCUUCGAAAUCCCAUCAUCGUUUUCCCGGUUGACAAAGCUGAAGUACCUCAACUUGUCCAAAUCUUUCUUCGCCGGGCAAGUCCCGCUAGAGAUAUCCAUGCUCUCGGACUUGGGGUCUCUUGAUCUGUCCGUGGACAAUGUCUCGUCUUUCGAUCAUCCGUCGGAAUUGAGUGGUCCUGGUUUCGGGAACCUAGUUCAGAACCUGAGCGGAGUACAGGAACUUCACCUUGAUAGUGGGUUACAUGGGGAUCUCCCGGAAAGGAUUUGUCAUCUGCCGAACUUACAAUUUCUCGAUGCCGGGUAUCAACAGGACCUCGCUGGCCAUUUCCCCGAAUUCCCUAGCGGAAGUCUACUCCGGUCUUUGAGGCUAACAGGAACUAGUCUUUCAGGCCAGCUGCCUAGCUUGAUAGGAUCUCUGAACCUUUUAGGCCUAGGCUUCUGUCGUUUACGUGGUUGCAUUCCGCCGUGGCUGAUGAAUAUGACCUACUUGACCGGGUUGCAGCUCCUGUACAAUGAUUUGGAAGGUUCGAUCCCAACCUCGCUCUCUAGACUUGUGAAACUCAGAUUAGGCAGCAUGCUUCCGACAUGUCUGGGCAACAUCAGUGGUUCUCUUUCAAUACUGAAUCUUCGGAGCAACAACUUUCACUGUCCCAUUCCUCGGAACUGGACGAACACGAGAAGCCUAAAUAUGGUCAAUCUAAGUCAGAAUAGACUCAAGGGGGAGGUACCCAGAUCAUUGGCAAGUUGCGACAUGCUGGAGUUCCUGGAUCUCAGAGACAAUCUGGUCAAUGAUAUGCAACAAAGUCUCCUGCCCACCACCGUGCCCAUAUACACGUACUAUGGCGAUUAUGACUAUUACUUGUCAAUCAACAACAAGGGCAUGCAAAUGGUUUGCAUGAAGAUUUUGGACGUUUUGAUGGCCGUUGAUUUGUCCACAAACCAAUUUGAAGGAGAAAUUCCUGAGAACAUCGGGAAUCUCAAAGGACUUCACGCUCUGAAUCUCUCUCACAAUGUGCUCACAGGACCGAGGGGAGGGCAAUUUGAUACGUUCCUCAAUACUUCAUAUCUGGAGAAUUCAGGACUUUGUGGGAGUCCGUUAUCAAAUGACUGUGGAGACUCGGCGUCAUUGCCACCGAGCGAGGAAGAUGAAGAUUCAGGGUUUUUGCUUGGUCUUAGUUGGCAAGCAGUUGUGAUAGGAUACGGUUGGACUAGUUAUUGGCCUCGCCUUUGA
Molecule: messenger RNA, 1548 nt
Organism: Rhodamnia argentea
Lineage: Eukaryota; Viridiplantae; Streptophyta; Magnoliopsida; Myrtales; Myrtaceae
Product: receptor-like protein 9DC1
Exons: 6
Coding region: 1-1548 (515 amino acids)
Molecular function (GO): protein binding
Source: RefSeq, a predicted model, not a curated record